Epinephelus moara (kelp grouper) is the source of this 2153-nucleotide messenger RNA. RefSeq names its product relaxin-3 receptor 1-like. Gene Ontology annotation, molecular function: G protein-coupled receptor activity. The coding region runs from base 149 to 1348 and encodes 399 amino acids. The record is from RefSeq and is a predicted model, not a curated record. Gene Ontology annotation, biological process: immune response; G protein-coupled receptor signaling pathway. Gene Ontology annotation, cellular component: membrane. Lineage: Eukaryota; Metazoa; Chordata; Actinopteri; Perciformes; Serranidae. The transcript has a single exon.
AACCGGCGGCAGUGAGAGCAGCUCCGGUUAGUUCAGACCGCCCUUUGAGGGCAGAAGAGAAAACACACCGCGGGGUUAACAUGAGCUGCGGGAACUCUGCGCACCUCACCGCGCAGGAAGCUUCUUUUCUCCGGGUGCGCACGAGGUGAUGCGCCCUGCCGGACUCGGCUCGGGUGUGUUACCGGAGAGGAUGGCGGAGCUGUGGAACACCACGUCCUCCUGGAACAGGUCCGCUGCGGGACAGGACCGGUUCAGCAGCCUGGAUGACAUCGACUUACCGGCGGACGGCUCUCCGACGCUGCGCAUCCUCAUCUCCAUCGUGUACUCGGUGGUGUGCGCCGCCGGGCUGGUCGGGAACCUGCUGGUGUUCUUCCUGAUGAAAGUGCGCCGGGGCAGGAAGAAACGCUCCAGCAUCAACCUGUUCAUCCUCAACUUGGCCGUCACGGACUUCCAGUUCGUGCUGACGCUGCCGUUCUGGGCGGUGGACACGGCUCUGGACUUCAGCUGGCCGUUUGGAAACGCCAUGUGCAAGAUCAUUCUCUCAGUGACGGUGAUGAACAUGUACGCCAGCGUGUUCUUCCUCACCGCCAUGAGCGUCACCAGGUACUGGUCGGUAGCUUCAGCACUGAAGGACCGGACGCGGCGGCGGGUGUGCCCGGUGCGCUGGGUGAUCGCUGGGCUCUGGGUCUCCGCCACCGUGGCCUCUUUGCCAACUGCAAUUUUCUCCACGGUGAAAAGUGUGGCCGGGGAGAGACUGUGCCUGCUGGGCUUCCCGGACGGCCAGUCGUGGCUGGCUCUUUAUCACCUCCAGAAGAUCCUGGUGGCCUUCGUGUUCCCCAUGCUGAUUGUGACCGUGUGCUACCUGCUGCUGCUGCGCUUCGUCCGCCUGCGCAGCAUGAACAACAACCAGGUGAAGCGGAGGUCCAGGGUGACCCGCUCCGUCACCAUCGUCGUCCUCUCCUUCUUCAUCUGCUGGAUGCCCAACCACGCCAUCACCUUCUGGGGCGUCCUGGUGAAAUUUAACGUGGUCAACUGGGAUAGGACCUACUACAUGGUGCACACCUACAUCCACCCGGUGACGGUGUGCCUGGCGCACACCAACAGCUGCCUGAACCCGGUGCUGUACUGCCUCAUGCGCCGGGAGUUCAGGAAGAAGAUGAAGGAUCUGUUCUGGAGGAUUUCCUCGCCCACCGGGACGAACCCCUGCCACCUGAGGCCGUUCUCUGGGACGGUGAGAGCGGAGCCGGACGACACGCAGAUCGUUAUCCCGCUGAAUAACGUGGAGACGGAGAACUGCAGACUGUCUGUUUUAACGGACCAGUGCGACACGGACGCGCUGAACAAAUAAAGCAAACUUUUAACUAAAGGACAAAAUCUUUUAAACCCGCUGACAUCCGCCUCUGAAUGAUAUUUGAAAUGAUUCGCCUCAAACUAACCACUCAGGUGAACACUGUGACUGUGUCACCCUUUCUCACAAUAAAGUUAUUUAUACUGCAAGUGUUGCUGGAGUUUUUACCUCUCUUGUUUAACGGAACCAGUUGGGCUCAUUAUUUUUGGAGAGCGCUUGUGCCAAAUCCAACACCGGACCGGACAAAUCAUUGCAGCUAUACGUGGCUUAUUAUAUGUUUCUGUCUUUGCAUCAAAGGGAUGUAUAUAUUUUAUCACAAUUUAAAGGUGUGAAGUAUAAAAGGAGUGAAAAUAACAAACGCGUGUAAAUUGCGCACCGGUGCGUAAAACCACCCAGCUGCGUUUCUGCUUCACUUGACUGCGCUGAGUCUCACUGGGAUCUGACACCACAGUGAUGCUGAGAUGUUUUGGGGAAGCUGACUCUUUGUUGUUUCUGUCCUAUAAAUGGAGUGCAGGCUCGGUGUCUCAUGCUGCUUUGUUCUCUAAAGUGCUCUCUGUGCAGACUUUAUGCUCCGAGGAGUCACAGUCUGAUCAUUGUGCUGCUGCAGGGAGAUUCCAGCUGCUGCUGCUGCUGCUGCCUCAAACAUCAUCCAGUGAAAUAUUGUUGACGUUUGUUGUGGCUGGUGUGUAAAAUGUUCCAACUUGAGUCAGUGAAUGUAAAAAAAAAAGUGCCAAUGCAACCUUAAAAACAAUGUUUGGAGAAUAAAAUAUUUAAUUUGUGUUGACGUUGACUGGAGUGUUUGUGC